UUUAUAUCUAACAAACGACCACGAAUGGAAAUAGAAAAUCAUUCUCCACCUUCUCCACCUCCAAUUAAUUAUAAUGAAAUGCCGAUUUCUACAUUUUGUGGUACAUUGGAAAAUACAAUAAAAUGUUUAUCAUGUGGUAAUCAAUCAAGAACAAAGGAAGAUUUUCAUGAUCUUACAUUAUCACUUAAAGUUGAAAAUGAAUCUGAUAAACUUUCACUUGAUGAUAUGUUGUUUGAAUUUUUUACUCCAGAAGAGUUAAAUGAAGAUAAUCAAUACUAUUGUGAUAAAUGUACGGGAUUGCAAGAUGCAAUUAAAACAACACGAAUAAUUGUCCCUCCACGUUAUUUGAUAUUAUCACUUAAUCGAUUUGAAUAUGAUACAAGAUAUGCAAGAAGAAUAAAAAUUAUGACUCCUGUUACGCUUCAAGAUACAUUAUUUUUAAAUAUUCAAGAUACGUUAUCUUUAAAUCUUCAAGAUGCACUAUCUUUAAAUGGCAAUGGAAUUAAUCCUUUUGAUACAAAUGGCUAUGAUAAAGAUAGUAAUGUUGAAUAUGAUUUGUCUGCAAUGGUUGUACAUUCUGGAACAUCAGCUGAAUAUGGACAUUACUAUACUUAUGCAAAAGAUGAAGAAGACGGUAAUUGGUAUCAUUUAAAUGAUAACUGUGUGAUAACGUCUACUUUGUCAAGAAUCAUUGCAGAAGGUGAAGAUUACAA
Racocetra persica is the source of this 713-nucleotide messenger RNA. The record is from the annotation of a GenBank genome assembly. Lineage: Eukaryota; Fungi; Glomeromycota; Glomeromycetes; Diversisporales; Gigasporaceae.